GCUGAUUUUCUAUUGGUUAUGGAUCAACAGGUCAACAGUCUGAAGGUCGACAAUGUCUAGGUCAACACCAAAUGGUCAAAGUGUACAGGUCGACAUACGUUUUUAAUGGGGGGGGGGGGGGGGGUUUGGUGUAAAAAUUUCCCUUUCAGCAAGUGGACCCCAAAUUAGUGCAACGUGUGUGCUGAUACCACUAAACCCCCAUAACAGCACUUAAUGCAUCUGCCCCUAUGUCUGGAUAUAUCUUGUCUGCCAGAGAUCUCUGAAACCACUUAUCACAUUGGAUCAUUACCUCAUCUGUGCAAAAGAAACAACACUUUCUGCAUCACACACUUCCACAAGUUUUCUGGAAAUCCGGUCACCCCCAUCUCCUCACAGCUAAUACUGCAGUCCUCCUCCUCCUCCUCCGUUUCCGGGGUAGUCCACACCCACUCUGGAGACUGGCCACACCCCUAAGCACGGGCCCUUACCACUGCAUUCCCCCAGUGGGCCCCUUAUGCCCCAGUCCGACAUUGCCUGAAUCAAUCCCUUGUGGACAGGCGAUGCUCUUCUGGCCUGUUCAGUCAGGUAGAGACACCGCCAAUAUUUAAACAGAGUCAGGAGGAAGAAUGUUGCUGCAUGGGCACCACUUGUGCGCGGCCUCUCCCUAAAGGUGUGUACCAUGUAUUUGUCUCAGAUGAACUGUUGGACCCAGGGCGUGCAACUGUCAGGCUGCCAGAAGAGGCGUGGCUAAUCUUACACACUUCCACAAAUUUCCAGUCAUUGCCUCACACAGUGCAGGAGUCACUGGGAUUCCUAGAAGAAUGGCCGGAGAUAGGAGUCUUUCCAUCUUCCUCCUCUUUAUGCUGCAGUUCCCCCUUCUGCAUGGAGCCAAGAUCCUGACAAUAUGUUUUCUAGGUGGAAGUCAUUAUCUCCUGAUGGAUGAAAUCUCCCGAAUUCUUCACAGUAAUGGCCAUGAAGUGCGAAUGUUCCACAAGUUCUGGCAGGGGAUGCUCCCAGGCUACAAGUUGAGAACCAGCCCUUAUCCAGUCACUACAUAUUCCCUUGACAAGAAAUACUUUGAAGAAUAUGAAGAAUUCUUUACUGAGUACCAGAGAGAUUUUUUCAUGGGCAAGCGUGAAAUCCAACCUUACUUCAGGAUGAUGGGCCUUCAUUCAGACCAAUGCAACGUUACAUUAAAUCAGUCACUGCUCUUACAGUCACUAAGGGAUGAAAAAUAUGACGUUGCUAUUGUCGACGCCCAUAACCCGUGCACGCUUCUAGUCUCUGAGGCCCUGGGCUUACCAUACAUUGCUUUUUUCCCUAUGAUAUUUGCCAAUGCCCCAUUGAACAUAUUGCCGGUUGACCUGUCAUACGUGCCUUUGUUCCAGUCACAGCUCUCCGACCGCAUAGAUUUCCUUGGCCGCUUACAGAACACCAUCAUGUAUUUUGGAUCACUCUUGGUGGAGAUGAAAAUUGAAGCAAUAUUUCUAGAUCCCCUAAAAGGACAUUUUCCUGACCACUCCAGACCAUCAUUAUCUGACCUGUACCGGAAAGCAGAGCUCUGGAUAUUCAACCUAGAUUUUACCAUUGAACUCCCACGCCCACUCUUGCCCCAUAUUCAAUAUAUCGGGGGAUUACUGGCCAAACCUGCAAAUCCGUUAUCGCAAGAAUUGGAGGACUAUAUAUCAGAGUCUGGUGAGUCUGGAUUCAUUGUUGUGACGCUGGGUUCAAUGAUCUCUUCAUCGCCUCAGAUUGCACUUCUAAAGGAGAUGAAUGCUGGAUUUGCGAGAAUCCCGCAGAUCGUUAUCUGGAGAUUUCAAAGGUCACAUUGGCCAAAGGAAUUGCAACUGGCUCCUAAUGUUAGACUCCUGGAUUGGGUGUCCCAGAAUGACCUGCUAGGACACCCUAAAAUCCGCCUUCUGGUGACACAUGGGGGCCUGAAUAGUUUGAUGGAGGCUGUGUAUCACGGAGUUCCUGUUUUAGGGAUCCCCCUCUUUGGGGACCAGUUUGACAACUUGGUGCGGAUUACAGCAAAGCAUAUGGGAACAUUUAUUCCAGUCCUUGAAAUUAAGUCCGAAAGUUUUGCAAACACAAUGCGCCAUGUAAUCGAAAACAAAAGCUACAAGAUGUCAGCAAUGAACUUGAGUGUUAUUCGUAAGUCGCGGCCAUUCCCUCCAGACCAGCAGUUAUUACGGUGGGUGGAGCACAUCAUCCAGUCAGGAGGAGGCGGCCAUCUUCAUCCCUAUUCUUAUCAGCAGCCCUGGUAUCAGCAGUAUCUGCUGGAUGUCAUUUUAUUUUUAUGUCUAUCUAUCGCUCUCAUUCUUUAUCUUAUUGUUAAAAUAUUCAAACUUCUUAUUGGUAAAAUAUGUUUUGCUACAAAACAAAAGAUGUCUUAAUUGUUUUGCGGAACGGUUGUUAUAGCGCUGGAAUUUUAAUAAACGCCACUUCAAAAGUU
Messenger RNA from Pseudophryne corroboree (corroboree frog), 2434 nucleotides. RefSeq names its product UDP-glucuronosyltransferase 3A1-like. The coding region runs from base 801 to 2375 and encodes 524 amino acids. Gene Ontology annotation, molecular function: glucuronosyltransferase activity. Gene Ontology annotation, cellular component: UDP-N-acetylglucosamine transferase complex. The transcript is spliced from 7 exons. The record is from RefSeq and is a predicted model, not a curated record. NCBI's taxonomy places the organism in Eukaryota, Metazoa, Chordata, Amphibia, Anura, Myobatrachidae.